Molecule: messenger RNA, 865 nt
Organism: Symbiodinium sp. CCMP2592
Lineage: Eukaryota; Dinophyceae; Suessiales; Symbiodiniaceae
Source: the annotation of a GenBank genome assembly
AUGUUCGGCUUCGGUGGUGGAGAGGAUGUGGAGCAUACGAGUGGCCUACAGCGUGCACUGAGCAGCGUGCUUUGUGCUGUUUGCGGCUUUCCGAUCGUUCUGAUUGGUGGCGCCGUGUUGCUGGGUUGGAAUGAGAAGCGGGAUGUGUGCGAGCAGGCGGCCAUACUGUCUGGUCAGGAUGCAUUCAAGCAAGUCGGCUGCACCGACGCAACGCAGGAAGUAGGCAACCUCGUCUUCUUCACCUGCGAUCUGAACCAAAGCAGUAUCACUCCGGGCCUCUACCAGGAUCUCAAUGCCGGUGACUUCAGCAGCGUGCUGUCGUCUUAUGUGGGAACCGGUGUCAGGAUCGAAGCGGAGAUGGAUGUGUGCGUGGAAAAGUCGAACACGGAGAAGGACUCUGUCGGUGGCGGCACAACCACUGUGUACAGCUACGAGAGAGCCUUGGUUCCAUCCGAUCACAGAACAGGGCUCUGGAUGUCCCGUCGCAUUGCGGCGAAGGAGACACGGCGGAAGAGGGUCAUGCAAAUGGCCAAGGUGCACCCAGACCGAGUCAAGCUUUACAGGCGUCACCACCAGGCGGUGUGGCCAGAAGUGGAGAGGGGGCUGGCUGGAUCUGGUGUGGAAACGAUUUCCAUAUGGGCGGACCCGAACGAUGAGACGUCGCUUUUCAUGUAUUUGGAGCUGGCCGACGAUGCCGAGGAUCUUGGGCCUGGCUCAAGGUAUCGCACCAGCGACACCGUGCGAGAGUGGGAGGAGAAAAUGGAGACCGAGUUUCAUGCUGGGUGGACACCGCUUCAGGAGUGGUACACCCUGAAGGCCGCCGGAAGCCGGAGUGUUCAGGUCUCGACGAACUCGCUUCCGCCAA